Lachancea thermotolerans CBS 6340 is the source of this 1332-nucleotide messenger RNA. It is a transcript of the gene TRM82, whose product is annotated as Trm82p. The coding region runs from base 1 to 1332 and encodes 443 amino acids. Gene Ontology annotation, biological process: RNA (guanine-N7)-methylation. Lineage: Eukaryota; Fungi; Ascomycota; Saccharomycetes; Saccharomycetales; Saccharomycetaceae. Gene Ontology annotation, cellular component: tRNA methyltransferase complex; nucleus; cytosol. Gene Ontology annotation, molecular function: protein binding; tRNA (guanine(46)-N7)-methyltransferase activity. The transcript has a single exon. The record is from RefSeq and is a predicted model, not a curated record.
AUGAUUCACCCCAUUCAAUCAUCGCUCGCUACCAAAGACGGUACUGUACUUUUUUUCGUAGUAAAAAAUACCAUCCACACCCUUCGGUGGGAAGAGGGGAGAGGGGAGUUUGUUGCAAUUGGCAUGUGGGUGGACGAUGCAGACAAUAGCGACACUAUCAAGGCAAAGGUUCGGGAGGAACAGCAGAGACAGUUGGCAGAGAAUGAAGCCAAAAGACAAAAAACCAACGAUGGCAAUAGCAACAAACCUUCGAUAAAGGAGGCUAAGGUUCCUGUGCCAGGCCAGGGCGCUCCUCCCGUUUUCAAACACAUUCGUAACAUGGCGCUCUCGCGAGACGAGACACUCCUAAUGGCCUGCACGGACUCUGACAAGGCACUUGUUGUUUUUGAGCUAGACUAUACAAACGCCGAGAACUGCCUUAAGCUAAGGAAACGCCAGCCUCUCCCUAAGAGGCCCAACGCACUGACGACAACAACCGACGAUAAAACUGUUUUAGUGGCAGACAAGUUUGGUGACGUUUAUGCUUUGAGCACAAAAGAAGGCGUUGUUCAAGAAGCUGCUCUUGAGCCUAUUCUGGGCCACGUAUCGUUGCUCACAGACAUAGUUGUCGCAAAAGAGGCUGAUGGAAAACAACUGAUAAUAACAGCGGACAGAGAUGAGCAUAUCCGCAUCACACACUAUCCACAAACAUUUGUCAUUAACAAAUGGCUUUACGGAUCCAAACAAUUUGUGUCAACCCUCUGUCUUCCUAGUUGGGGGCCAAACCUGCUAUUUAGCGGUGGUGGGGACAGUCUCGUUCAUUCAUGGAACUGGGAGUCCGGUAAAUUACUAGAUUCCUUGGAUAUAAGUGAGAUAGUUGAGCCUUAUCUUGGCGAUGCCCAACUAGCUCCCGAAAAGUUCCAGAACGAGACAAACUCUCUGAUAGAGUAUGCUGUGGCUAAAGUUGUCACAUUUGCAAAUAUUCCAUACAUUGCAUUUUUUGUGGAACAAACAAAGGUUGUUCUGAUCUGCAGAGUUGACCCUGACAUAGGGGCAAUUACAUUAGCUCAGAAAAUUGAGAUGCCAUUCAAUAUCAUAUCAUUGUCCUCUGCGCUUUCAGCAAACUUACUGACUUUGACUCUUGACAACCGUGACUCAGACGACUCAAGAUUCGCAGCCUUCAUUUCCUAUGAUGGAACCGAAUUUCUUGUCGAUGCCGAGAAGAAUAAUGCGUUUGAGAAAUGCGUUCUACACAAGUUUGAGAACGACCCUAUUGUGAACGUCGAGCCUCGGGACGUAUACCCUCUGUACCACAUUGCUUCUCUUAGAAAACGUGGAGAACACUUUUCGUGA